Molecule: messenger RNA, 606 nt
Organism: Dicrocoelium dendriticum
Lineage: Eukaryota; Metazoa; Platyhelminthes; Trematoda; Plagiorchiida; Dicrocoeliidae
Source: the annotation of a GenBank genome assembly
AUGGCUAGAAGCAAAAUAACACGAUGGAGAAAUCGAUUCUCGUUCUUUGUCACUCGGUCGCGAAAUGCAAAAAAGUGCUCAGGUGAAAAUUUGGCUAACAUACUGAAGGGUGAUGUUAACGAUGGAUUAAUGAACUCUGGCUUGCAAGUACUCGCCACUGAUGGCAACAAGUUCAACAAGAACCCCCAUUCUCCUAUCCUCACAAGGCAUCGAGGAACACUGCAUAAAUUCAAUUACCAUCGAAACGUAAACUCAUCCUUGAAUUUCACGAAGGACUCCCUACUGGAUUCCAUGAGUUUCCAUUCCCUUCCAUCAUCGAAACAAAUUGGAUUGGCUAGUCAGUUGAUGUUGCAUGCCAGCGAAGAAUGUAAACAUUGCGCAGCUAGAGGGCUAGACAUUGUCGCUAGAGAUUCGCGAGUAUUCAGAGGCAUAAAUGCUAACCAGUUGUGCACAUUUAGUGCUUCACCCAGAAGCGGUUGUGAAUUCAGGUUUUCCUUCACUUUCUUCCUGAAGCACUCGUCGGGUUACACGGAAGAUGCAUUAUCUGAAUUACCUUUAAUCCUCUCAACUAUGUUACCAAACUUUCCGGAAAGAACCAGAAUAAGA